Symbiodinium necroappetens is the source of this 3489-nucleotide messenger RNA. The record is from the annotation of a GenBank genome assembly. NCBI's taxonomy places the organism in Eukaryota, Dinophyceae, Suessiales, Symbiodiniaceae.
AUGGCUUGCUGUGCCAUCUUUAUCGGUGUGCUGGCGGUGUUGACUGGAUCCCUUCUGGCCCUGAUGCAGCGCCGGGGGCUGCUCGCGGCUGGGGAGGCGGCACCCGACCUGGGCAUUCCCACCGCGAGCAUGACCCACGAGUUUCGGCCCGGGCUUGUGGAGUCCGUAAUUGCCUUGGACACCCCGCCUGGAAAUCUCGCAGUGUCAGCUUCAGGCCGCAUCAUCUUCAAUUUCCACCCAAUGCACACGCAGCCCUCAGGCUACAAGUUUGCCGAAGUGGUGGGUGACUCCUGGAUUCCCAGGCUGGACCUGGACCGAGCCACAGAGGAGGUGCUCUCACUGCGCAUCGGCUCUUCUGGAAGGCUCUUUUUGUUGGACCACGCAGGUCACGGCUUGUUGCAUACUCCAAAGCUGGUGGUUUUCCAAAUGGGGACAAGCGCAAGCGAGGAUCACUUCCAGCUGGCUUACCCCUUUCCCAGCGAGAUCUCUGGAUUCGGUUCCAUGCUGAAUGAUUUCAACUUAUCACCCGAUGAGUCGAUGCUGUACAUUGCCGACACAUCCAUCAUAGGUGGCACCCCUGCCCUCAUAGCUUGCUCAGUCCCGCUGAUGGAGCAGCAGUCCAAGGAGGCCUGCCGGCGCUAUCUUGAUGGGCACCAUUCCGUGACACCUCAACAGUUGGCACCUCAUGGAACCAGCGCUCGCCCUGCACACGCUGAGAGCAUCAACGUGAACGGCGACUCCGCUCUCUGGCCAGCUCUGUCACGCAUCGGAGUCGAUAGCAUUGCCCUCGACCGGAAGGGAGAGUGGCUCUACUUUGGCCCUCUGACCUCCGCGUCGCUCUUCCGCAUCCCGGCCAGUCUCCUGAGUGCCAACUCCUCCAACACCGAGGUCGCUGCUGCAGUGGAGUGGUAUGCAGAGAAGCCCAUCUCUGACGGGAUCGGCACAGACGAUGCAGGUAACGUUCUGUUGACGGCCUUCGAGCACAGUGCUGUUGUAGCCAUCACGCCAGCAAGGUCCCUCAAGGUUGUGUACCGGAGCCAGCAGCAUCUGCAGUGGCCAGAUGGGUUAAGCUUUGGUCCCGAUAGCUGGCUCUACGUCACCUCCAGUGCUUUGCACCACACGAUGCGAGGCAGGAACGUUGCCAACCACGGCCCUUUCCACAUCUUGCGCCUGAAGAUGACCACUGGUGCAGCACCAGGCGGCAUCUCGGCUAGAGAGGACGUCCUGUUUUGGCGAAGCAAACUGCUUCGCUUCGAGCGCCGCGUGAAGCAGCUCUGGGCACCCAGGCACUGCUGUGAAGCAGGUGCAGAUUUAGCGUUGCAUGAGCUCUUGAAGUAUCGUGUGGCAGCCAAAGACAAUGUCAGCAUGCUCCUCUCACAGCCGACAAUUUCGGCGAAGGAGUGCAAGAAGAGGGCAGACAGAGACCUGAAGAAGCUCUUGAAGGCGGCGCCCGAAGCGCCCAUCCCCAUCGAAUGUGAGGAACAUCUGAAAGACUACUAUUGCCGGCUGAUUUUGGAAUCGCAAUCCUUCAACACGUGUGCGAACCUCUCGGACGAGCAGGGCUUGCAGUACUUUGAGUGCAUUGCGCGACCCAUUCAAGGACAAAAGCCUGCACGAACGGCCUUUGCUUCUGAUUGCAACGUGGACAGCAUGGCCGCUUCCGGCAAAGGUACUAAGGCUUCAAAGAAGAUUCCCUGGAGGCUAGAAGUGCCUGGCAAGCUGCGCAUCGCCUUUCUCAUCGUCGCCCACCAGGCCGUGAACAACGUGCAACGCCUGUUGCAACGCAUUUAUGACUCGAGCCAUGUCUACCUGGUCCACAUAGAUCGCAAGACUCCGGCCAUCAAGACCCAACUGGACCGCUUCCUGGCAGGCUCUCAACUCGCAGCGAGCGUGCAUACCUUUUCAGAAAUUGACGUGACGAAGGGCAGCAACGAUCUGCUCCGGAUCAGCAUUCUGGGCCUAAGGCGGCUCCUAAAGCUGCGACCCGCUAAAGGUGAAGAGUUGCCUUGGGAUUACUUCGUAAAGCUAAGUGAGUUUGAUUAUCCUGUGGCCCCACGCCAUGCCUUGCAGCAUUACCUAUGGUUGCACAAGGGCCUGAACUUUGUGGGCUUGGAUGCUUGCUCCGCAUCCACCUGUUCGCGGCAUUUGGGCACUGCAUGCGCCGGAGCUACAUACAGUUUCGUCUCGACACUCAGGAUGCACAAGCCCCUUUCUUUUGGUAUGCAUUUUGCCCGCGGGAGCGAGUGGGUGGCUCUGACCUUCGCCUUUGCGAAGUAUCUGGUUCGCGAAAUAGACACGCCAUCCUCUGCCAUGCACGAGAUUUGGAAGGAUUGCCUUCUCUUGUACCAGCCGGACGAAGCUUUCUUCCAGACGGCUAUUCUCAACUCUCGGUUCUGUCGGCAUCACGUGAGCAUGACACUACACCAUAUCCCUGCAGUGCUGCGAGAACGCAGAACUCAUGGCAAGCACGAUGAAAUUGGUACUCGCAGUCCCAAUGUGUUUUCCCACGAAGACUUGGCCGUUCUCCUGGAUGCUCAGCAGCCUCGGUUUUUUGCACGGAAAUUUCUGAACGUAACAGGCGAGCCCACAUCUGAGCUCUGCCGGCGACUGGACGACUUGAAUCAAGAGCGGGAGUUAAACACGGCGAAGAUGUCAUGGAAAGGCUUGCUGCCGUGGUUAGAGGCUAACUUCACGACAUGGGCACAGCUAGCAGGGCUUGCACCUUGGGGGAACUUGACCUGUCCGGCUCGUGGGAUGGGUGAGUCAUGCGAGGAAGCGAGCAUCCAAUUGCUGGGUCGGCUGGGAUCUGGCAAGUCAGCUACAGCACCCACUCGGGCCGGCAGGUGGUCACCAGAGACCUGGCUGCUGCAAAUUCGCGGGUCGGACUUGACAGUUCUGCUUUCAGAGAGGUUUGCAGUGCCGAUGCUAGCACCUGAAGGCUUCGCCGGCACGAGCAUUGGGGUGGCUCUUUUGGCCACUAGGAUCGGCACAGGUUGGAGAAGGGAACGAGGCGAGUUUGAGGGUCACGUCGGCGUAAUUCCGGCCACCAGCCUUUCUGCACGAGACCUCCAUCUUGCCAUUUACUGGGGCCCCAUCGUGCCGGACCCAGACACGGAUAUUCAGGCAGUGGUGGACUGGAUGACCCCGGAUGGCACGAAGUGUGGUCAGACGAAAGUACAGCUGUCAAAAGAGUCUCACCUGUCCGGGUGCCCCGUUGGCGUGGCCGUUCCGCAUGACUGCGCCCGCAUGGCGAGACCUGGGACCUGGGCAACAAGAAUACGACUGCGGGGUGCGACCAGCAAGACAUCGAGCGCAGUGUUCGCAUUGCGUGAGUUUGCUGUGUACGCUAGCUUUGAGGACCUGUCUGUUGUGCAGAUGCAACGCUUUUUCGGGCUAGAGCUCCUGCACAAGCCGGAGGGGGAUUCCAAGGAUCUGCAAAAUGAACGGGUCUCGGACCACAGCUCAGAGCCGGUCCACCUGACGGCCUGA